Molecule: messenger RNA, 746 nt
Organism: Drosophila rhopaloa
Lineage: Eukaryota; Metazoa; Arthropoda; Insecta; Diptera; Drosophilidae
Product: titin-like
Exons: 2
Coding region: 258-644 (128 amino acids)
Source: RefSeq, a predicted model, not a curated record
ACUCACACAUCCCCAAACAUUCUAAGACGAAGAACACAGUAUCACAUAUUUUUUCAACAUCAUAAUUGAAAAAAAGGAACAAUCUGUUUUUUUAAAUGAAUUCGAAUUCACCGAAAGACAAGCCAUCGGCUUCUUCAAACUCGUCAACUCGCGACUAGCAGCAGAAUUCCGGGGCCGGAGGUGACUCAAACUUGCCGCCAAACGGACCGAGGAGAUCGGCAAAAAUCGCCCACAAAAAUGAGCUUAAGAGGCGGGUUAUGGCCGAAAUAAAUGAAGCCACUUCUGAGCCAAAAGUCAAAAAGUCGAAGAAAACUGAAGGGAAAAAAUCAUCGAAGACUAAGGUUUCCAAAUCCUUGCUACAGAAAGCAAAUCAAGGUGACGACCCAGAGCCUACAAGGCAAUCCGUGGUCGAAGAUGUCGAGAUGGUGGUUCUUGAGGGUCCACGUACACCAAUUGAUGGUAAUGAAAGAUCAGAGGAAGUGCCUUCCGAGUCUGAAAAUGCAGAAAUAGUGGAUAAUACCGAGGCAACCGAUCCCGAAAUUGCUGAACCUGAAAUAGUGGCAACCGAGGCAACUGAUCCUGACCAGAUGGCUAAUCCAGAAAUCGUGGAUGUUACCGAAACAAAUAAAAUAAAUAAAAUUUAAACACAAGCCAUAAUUAAUUUUUUAGCUUAUGCAGCAGUUAAAUUUCCAUUUGUUUUUGGUUGUACGUGAAUCAUCAGUCUUAUUGGUUUCUAGAUCAUAGAU